AACCCGAAUGGAAGCCAUCGGCGCAGCGAAAGCAAGUCAAUCGAGUUUGAAAUUGACAAAUUGAUAACAAUAACUACAGUUUAACUUUAAAAACAAACUUUAUUCUCGACCUUGGUGCCGCGAUAUUUUAAGCACUGUUCGAAGGUGCUGCAUCUGGCUUUGCUGGAAGUAGUUGCCUCCUUGUUUAUAUUUUUGCGAGCGAGCUUGAAGGAGGCCCAGUCGGGUGCAAGUGGACAGAAGCGGCCGCCUCGGAGUGUGAGUUGAGUGGUUCGGCCUGUUAGAGCGCCAAAGAAUAUGAAACAGACGUCACAAUGACAUCAAGAUUUGGUAAAACCUACAGCCGGAAGGGAGGGGACGGGAGCUCCAAGUUUGACGAGGUCCUGUCCAACAAGAGGGCCACGCUCAGCACCAAAUGGGGCGAGACCACCUACAAGGCCCAGCUGGGCUCCAAGCGGCCGGGCCUGAAGGCCGAGACCACCGAGGUGUCCAAGAGGCCCCGGCGCGCCGAGGAGGAUGGCUCGGAUGACCCCUUUGGCUUCGACAGCGACGAUGACUCCAAGCCCGUCACCUCCCGCAAUGUCCCCCAGCCCAAACCCUCCCCAGCCAAGCCGGCCUCCACCGAGCCGCCCUGGGCGGAGAGGCCGAGCCUGACCUCCGAUUCCAACAGCUGGGUCAGCCAGCCAGCGAGCGUGGAGGCCGUGGCCCCCAGCAGGGCUACCUCCGCCCUGGACAGUGACAGGGUCACGCACAGCGUCCCCGAGGAUGGCGGCAGCAGGGCCUUCAACAGCACCACUGCAGGCAAGGCAUGGCAGUCGAGGUCCAGCGAAGGCUCCGAAAAGAACAGCUUCACCUGGUACAAAAACGCCUCUGAAAGCGACAAGAAGCCCACGUCCCAGACCAUCACCCUAAAGACGGAGGCCAAGGACUCGAUGGACAGCUGGAGCUCCGUGGUGGACAUGUGGUCCUCCUCCCCCAGCAGGGAGCAGAGAGACUCGCCCUCGAUGUGGGCCGCCAGGACGGAGGACGACGCCGCCUCCGACCCGGGCAGGGACCCGGAGGACAAGCCGAAAAGCGGCGAGGCGGGCCAGGGGGACAGCGAGGCCCCCGCCGAGCCGGCAGAGCCCGAGGACCACUCCCAGUCGCUCCUCAGGGCCUCCAACUGCCGGACGUACCACCGGCCGGGUAAGAGCAGGCAACCGCCGAGCGGGGACGCGGCCAGCGGCAAUGCUCCCGGCGCCAGCGGCGGCCAGGCCUCGUUGAAGACCAACAGCGUGGCCGACAGCAAGCCGAGUGGCAGGGGCCGGACGCGCGACUACACGGUGCUGCACCCGUCCUGCCUGUCCGUCUGCAACGUCACCAUCCAGGACUCCAUGGAGAGGAGCAUGGACGAGUUCAUCACCACCAGCUCCGCCGACCCGGGGGAGGCCGGCCGGCUCAGGAAGAAGACAGAGGCUGCACCCGCCAAGCCCGCCAGGUUCAGGCCCACGCAGAGCAAGUCUAAGAAGGAGACAAAGCUGGAGUUCUUCGGCUUCGAGGAGAACGAGGGCCAGGAGGUGGAGGGGGACCCCACGGCUUCCGGCAGCACCAACUACAAGAUCAAGUACUUCGGCUUCGACGACCUGAGCGAGAGUGACAGCGAGGAGGAGGAGGAGAGCCCGACGGCCGAGAGCAGGCGGGCCAAGAAGAAGGCAGCGGCCGCAGCUGCAGCGGCGGCGGCAGCAGCUGCGGCCGCAGCGACGCCCACCAGCGUGGACAGCCCGCAGCCCAGCGACUCCCAGGACAGCCAAGCCAGCACAAACACAGGGACCACCAAGACGUUGGCCUCUAGCGGACGGAAGCAACACAGCAGCCAAUUAUCAGACAUUCUGGAAUUCUCUGACUCCGACUCCGCUCCCACGGUGUCUGAAGUGCCGAAGAGGCUGCAGGGAAAACAGUCGGAAAAAUCCAGGGAGACCGGGAGGAAGAUCUUCAGCGGCCCAAAAAAGUCUCCGACGAAAGCUGUUUAUAACGCCAGACACUGGAACCGGCCAGAACCUGAGGAACUGCCUCCACCGCCUCUGUCACGUUCACAGACGGCCCCGGCCAGUUUGUCGGGGGGCAGCAAAGAGACAAACUCCCACAAGGACGACGGGGUGUUCAAAGCUCCGCCCCCGCCUCCCAAAGUCAUCAAGUCCGUGACCAUCCCCACCGAGCCCUACCAGGACAUCGUCACCGCACUGAAAUGCAGGAAAGAGCACAAGGAGCUGUAUACUGUCGUCCAGCACGUGAAGCACUUCAACGACGUGGUGGAGUUCGGGGAGAACCAGGAGUUCACAGACGACUUUGAGUAUUUAGCAACAGGUCUCAAGAGUGGUCAGCCCCUCAACACGCGCUGCCUUAGUAUUAUAAGCCUGGCCACGAGGUGUGCCAUGCCCAGCUUCCGCAUGCACCUGAGGGCCAGAGGCAAGGUCGCCCACGUCUUCAAAACCCUGAACGAUGCUCCGCAGCACCCGAACCUGGCCCUGUGCACGGCCUCCCUGAUGUACAUCCUCAGCCGGGACCGGCUCAACAUGGACCUGGACCGGGCCAGCCUGGACCUGAUGAUCCGGCUGCUGGAGCUGGAGCAGGACCACACGGCCGGCGACCAGCUGACCGCCAAGGAGAUGGCCAAAGUGAAGGAGAAGAUCCGCAAGCUGUGCGAGACGGUGCACAACAAGCACCUGGACCUGGAGAACAUCACGACGGGGCAUUUAGCCAUGGAGACCUUGUUGUCGCUGACCUCCAAGAGAGCCGGGGACUGGUUCAAAGAGGAGCUGCGGCUGCUGGGUGGCCUGGACCACAUUGUAGAUAAAGUGAAAGAGUGUGUGGAAAACCUGAGCCAAGAGGACGACAAGGAGAAACUGGUAGCGUCACUAUGGGGGGCAGAGAGGUGUCUACGAGUGCUUGAAAGUGUAACCGUUCAUAACCCGGAGAACCAGAGCUACCUGAUCGCUUACAAGGACUCCCAGCUCAUCGUCUCCUCAGCAAAGGCCCUGCGGCGCUGCGAGGAGAUGAUCCAGCGCUACAGCCGGGAGGUGAACAGCAGCCGCUCCUCGUCCGGCACCGCGCUGCCGCACUGCAGCUUCAGCAACGUGGGCAAAGCCGUGGAGGACUGCAUGCGGGCCAUCAUCGGAGUGCUGCUCAACCUCACCCACGACAACGAGUGGGGCAGCACGAAGACGGGCGAGCAGGAGGACCUCAUCGUCACGGCACUGAACUGCGUGCUGCGAGUGCCGCAGUACCUACCUCAGGAGCAGAGAUUCGACAUCCGAGUGCUGGGCCUGGGCCUGCUGAUUAACCUGGUGGAGUACAGCGCCAGGAACCGGCACUGCCUGGUGGAGAUGCAGAUGGACGUCUCCACGCCCUUCGACUCGGUGUGCCUGGGAGAGGGCGAGGAGCUGAAGGCCGGGGGCUCCCUGAGCGCCAUCGCGGCCCUGGUGCAGCUGUUCCUGCAGCGGGAGCGAGCUGCGGUGCUCGCCGAGGCGCAGACGGACGACUUCAUCAACGACGCCCCCAAGGCCCAGCUGGACCAGAGCGGCGAGUGGCAGGAGACGUCCGGGGAGAUCCAGUGGGUGGCUUCCGAGAACGACACCGGGAACGACAAGCAGAAGGUGAAGAAGGAGGAGGAGGAAGAGGAGCUGGACCUGAACAAGGCUCUGCAGCAUGCUGGGAAGCACAUGGAGGACAGCAUCGUGGCCUCAUACACUGCACUGUUAUUGGGCUGUCUGUGCCAGGGGAGUCCUAUGAAUGUCACUACUGUGAGGGAAAAUUUACCUAAAGGCGAUUUCUCAAUAAUGACUGAAAUGCUCAAGAAGUUCUUAAAUUUCAUGAAUCUUACAUGCGAUGUGGGCACCACGGGGCAGAAGUCCAUCUCUCGGGUCAUCGAUUAUCUGGAGCACUGUUAGAAGGGACCCUACGCAGAGCUGCAUCGUGCAGGAGAAAUGCUGGAACUGCCUGCCCGAACAAGGGGGGCAGGGGAGCUAGAGGACCCCAGAGAGAGGCUACCUUCCAGCUAAUCAUCUCUGCAACCAGUCACCACCCACAUCACCACCACCACUAUCAUCACCAUCACCACUCAACUAAAGAGCUUACUGAGCUUCCUCUCCAUGUGAGGCUGAUAACGUUGUCUUAACGUUUCAUGUUUUUUUUUUCUCUUCCUCCAGCUAGGGUUGAUGGGUCACGUAGAGAAACUGAGAGCAAGAAGGAAUCUAUAAACAAAACCUUAACAAUAAAAAUAACCAUUUUAAAGAUGUGAGCCAAUUUAAGUGUAUUGAUCAUUCCCAUAGGUCAGUCUGGUCCUUUCAGUGGGUUACAGAUAGUCUACCAUUCCCUCAAGAGCCUGAUUUAUCAAUGGAUCUAUACAAUGUCUGUAUGCUAGAAGGCCAUGUGUAAAAAUUGUGACCAUCGCUGGCUUGUUCUGCUGUAGAAAAUGUCCCUGUCUCAGUUGUGACGCAUUCAUAAUGGCCUGAGUUUCCCAUUUCUCCCGUACACAGUACUGCAGUCUAUUAGCCGAAGUAGCCAUGAACAUGUGGAUAGGUUGGAAUGUUGGAUAUUAAAUAGGUUUUUUUUUUUUUUUUUGAGCUUGGGGUGCAGUAUGCUGCUCCCGACUGUUGCAUUACCAGAGUCCGUGUGUCCUGAGUUGCUUACACUUUAACCAACAAAUGAUUUGAACAGUCACACCAGUGAAUCACUCAACCCACUCAUCCUGCUUGGGAGCAGCAACAGGUUCUGAUGUAGCUCUUUCCCAAAGUCAGUUCUGCCUUUAUGGGUUUUUUUUUCAUUUUUGGUUCCUGUUUAUGUUAAUAUGGUAAUGUAAAAAGUGUGAAUCAGUUGAUUACAAUGACGCAGAAGGAAGGCAAGGAAAAGUGAAUACAUUAAAAUCUUGUGUUCAGUUCAGCAGGAGCUAUUUAUGCUAACAAAAGGAAAGGGCCAGAUUCGUGCUGCUGCUUUUUUUUUAGCGCAAAAGGGUUGUGUCCUAUAAAAAAUGGGCAGAAGUGUUGAGACCACUCGUGAUACGCGCUACAGUACAGGUUUAGAGAAGACCUAAAGAGCCACACGCACAUGUGCAGCCUCCUCACUGGCUGCUCAUAGAAACGGACGCUUUCCCACCGAUUCCAUCCUGACCUUUUCCCCUUUUUCUGCUUCGCAUGGUAAAACAAGUGCUCGGCUUUGAGAGGUACUCUUCAGUCUGAAGUGGUGAUGUUUUCACAGUUGACAUGUACCAGGGGUGGAAACAGUUGGGACAGCAGAAGGGUGCCAUUGUUCCCCUUUGUCCCUCCAUGAGAAAAGUCAUGGUACAAAGUGUAUAAUUCGGGAAGAGAAUUGGAAGGGAUGACCCUAGUCCUUUAAAUUCAGAUUUCAGUUUGUUUGCAUCCAAUACCAAUGUAUGUUGUAAGGGGUUUCCGGUAAUGCUCCUGUCUCUGUAUAUAUGCAGGCUAAUGUGGCAAUAAUUUUUUUUUCCACCCAACGCAACAUGCUUUUUAAUGAAUGGACGUGUUAUGCUUUUAUCCUAAUUUAAGUACAAAAUAAAUCAGCAGGACUGGAAUAUAAUUUCUAAUUUUACAAUUUUGAAAUAAAGCACUUGAAUUACAAAAGAGAAAUGCAUUGUUCAUGUCCUUAUGCCUUCAUGAACAGCUUUUCAAAAAAAUUUCACCAGACCACCUCAUUGCUGGUUAUUGGCUGACACUCACGCAUAACCCCCCCUGUCCCCCUAAAAUUAUAGCUGAACUCUUUGUUAAAUAAUGGUCUGACUCAGUUUGUUGGCUUGGCCUAAAGGAGAAACGGUAUUAGAACUCAAUUUCACGGCGAAAUGUUUUACUCUGGUGGAACUGAGGGCAGUUUUGCUUUAUUUUACAGAGAGUUGUGAGAUUGAACUUGAUCCAUUAUCUUCUAGUAAAUGUAUUAUUAUUUCCAGUGUCCUUUCCGUCUUUACAGCGAAAGCUGUCUGCCUUAUUUACUUUGACUCAUUCAUACUUUGGAACUGUGACC
This is a messenger RNA of Megalops cyprinoides (Indo-Pacific tarpon), 6006 nucleotides long. It is a transcript of the gene waplb, whose product is annotated as WAPL cohesin release factor b. The coding region runs from base 312 to 3923 and encodes 1203 amino acids. Gene Ontology annotation, biological process: regulation of chromosome condensation. The transcript is spliced from 21 exons. NCBI's taxonomy places the organism in Eukaryota, Metazoa, Chordata, Actinopteri, Elopiformes, Megalopidae. The record is from RefSeq and is a predicted model, not a curated record.